Molecule: messenger RNA, 679 nt
Organism: Rhinolophus ferrumequinum (greater horseshoe bat)
Lineage: Eukaryota; Metazoa; Chordata; Mammalia; Chiroptera; Rhinolophidae
Gene: NDUFC1
Product: NADH:ubiquinone oxidoreductase subunit C1
Exons: 5
Coding region: 283-513 (76 amino acids)
Cellular component (GO): mitochondrion
Source: RefSeq, a predicted model, not a curated record
AAACCAAGAAAUAAAUGUCUCUUCUCUACUCCAGAGAGGAGGGAAAAAGAGAGGCCGAGAAGCUGCAGGCUCAACGAUACAACGGACUACAAGGAGACAGAAGCCUGAGACCAGGGGAGCUAGAGUACCUGGCUAUAAAUGCGAUUCUCCGAGCGUAACACACCUCCCACGCAGCGCGGCUGCGGAGCCGGCGACUUCCGCGCCUCCGCCCGCCAGGGGGCGCUCGGCCGGCCGCCGAUUCCGCGAGAGACGCGCCUGGGAGGAGGAGCCUGACUCGGCAAGAUGGCGUCGUUCGCGUUGUUGCGCCCCUUCUGCAGGCUGCUGCCCCCGACCAGGCUCCCGAGCGGCUCUUCAGCGCGGUCAAAGUUCUAUGUUCGGGAGCCGCUCCACGACAAGCCUGACUGGCUGAAAGUUGGGUUCGCCUUGGGCACCUCGGUCUUCAUGUGGAUCUAUCUCAUUAAACAACAUAAUGAAGAUGUUUUAGAGUAUAAAAGAAGAAAUGGGUUGGAAUAAACUUUUUAAACAUUUAUAUGGUGUGCUCCAUAUAGCAACUAAAGCAGUUCAAUCUGUUGAGCUGUAAACGUGAGAGAAAAAGUUAUAUGUGAAUAUGUGUCAAGUCAGCAUUUAUGUUUUGCAUCAUAAAUGAAAAAAUAAAAAUGCUUCUGUAUUCUUCAGAUUA